Molecule: messenger RNA, 870 nt
Organism: Melampsora larici-populina 98AG31
Lineage: Eukaryota; Fungi; Basidiomycota; Pucciniomycetes; Pucciniales; Melampsoraceae
Exons: 4
Coding region: 1-870 (289 amino acids)
Source: RefSeq, a predicted model, not a curated record
AUGUCUAACCCGAAUCUACCAGCUGGUCUAGAGAACAUCCCCCCCCGUGCUCCUACUCCAGGACAACCUGAAGGAAAUAAGCCUAGAACUAGGAAAGGUAAGAAAAACGAAGCGUUAACUACGGUUAUGGAAGAAGAAGGUAGUAAUCAAAAAGGAGACGAAGAGAAUGGUGAUAACAAUAAAUCAAAAGAUGACUUAACUGAUAAUCCUGGUGGUAACAAUCGAGAUAAUGAAAAUGGAGAUGGAGAAGGAAAUGGAGGUGGAAAUGGAGGAGAUGAUGUCGAGAAUUCGAAUGGGAGAAAUGAAGGAAAUGGUCAAGUGGGUAAUAUAACAGGAAUAGGUCCUGACGAAGAGAAUAUGGCCGAAUCAGUUCAAAUAGAACAUGGUCAUGCGAAAUGGUUGUCUAAUAUAAAUGAGGCGUUAGAAAGAGAUAUGAUUGCCCUCGUAGAUACCCAAGCUGAAAUGUUAACCGGGAGAAAUUUAUCUGCAACCAACAAUCAACCAAUAAAUCAAGUUGUUAAUAAUUCUUUACCGGUACUCGCAAAUGGGAAAGCGGUCAGAUAUAAAGGAACGAAGUUCAACCCCUUCUACACACGUCCAAACCCACAAACUCCUGCUCCUUAUGUGAAUCAUACUGAUUAUGCGAAUAGUUCAUAUCAUACUCAGCCUUAUUAUUAUACUCCACCUUCUUAUGAUAGUCAAGCACCAUUCAUACCAAAUUUUAAUAAUAGAAAUAGAGGAAUAGGAGGCGGUAGAGGUGGAGGUAUUCGUCCAGCAAUUGGCCCUGGAAGUUUUAAUAAGGAAGAAGCCGCGACAGGCAAUAAGAAUCCUGGCGGAAAUGUUGGUGGAACUGCAUCUGGCUCAAAGUGA